CCUUACUUGACCUGUUCAGGUCCCUGUGGGAGUACACCAAUGGAGUCAAGGUGCCUGCUGUCCACUUUGUGUCUCCUCUACUGCUGGCCAUAUCUAUGUGCCUGGCAGGGUUCUUCAUCCAGUAUGAGAGACUGAAGGGCAGACAGUCUUCAGCCAUCCUCUUCUUGUUCUGGCUGCUAGCCACUCUGUGUGGCAUCGUCACAUUCCGCUCCAAUAUCAGGGUGGCCUUGUUGGAGGGAGGUGUGCAGGAUACGUUUAGAUUCGUGACGUUCUACCUGUACUUCCCCCUGGUGCUUGCUGAGCUCAUCUUGUCCGUCUUCAGUGAACGAGCGCCACUCUUCUCUGAGACCAACAGAGAUCCGAAACCCUGCCCAGAGGAGACAUGUUCCUUCCUGUCCAAAAUAACCUUCUGGUGGUUCAACCCACUGGUGAUACUGGGGUACAAGCGUGCCCUGGAGAGGGUGGAUCUGUACUCACUGAACCACGUGGACAGGUCAGAUCAUGUGGUUCCAGUCUUUGAGAAGGAAUGGCAAAAGGAGCGGCAAAAAUGCCACCGCUCUCCGAAGCAAGGUUGCAACACGGGGUCAGAAAAUUUCGAGAGUCAAGAUGCCAAGGUGGUAUACAACGGCCCUCAAGGGAUGGGAAGGGACAAAUCUGAGCUGAUCGCCGGUAAAGGAGAAGUGGAGAUCGUGGAGGGAUCCAAGGAUGUGAAGCAGUGUAACCCGUCACUCUUCAAGGCUCUGGUCAGAUGUUUCUGGCAUCUGUUUGCCGUCAGUGCUGCCUACAAGCUGGUACAGGACAUUCUCCUGUUUGUCAGUCCACAGCUCCUGAAGUUGUUGAUUUCUUUCACAAAGGACAAAAGCAUAUUUUCAUGGAAAGGCUAUGUGUAUGCUGUCCUGCUAUUGCUUGUGGCCAUCAUCCAAUCAUUGGUGUUGCACCAGUAUUUCCAUGGCUGCUUCGUCAUGGGCAUGCGCCUGAGAACUGUCAUCAUAUCUGCUGUGUACAAAAAGUCUCUGGUGGUCACCAACGAGGCUCGCAAGUCCUCCACCGUCGGUGAGAUCGUUAACCUGAUGUCGGUGGACGCCCAGCGGUUCAUGGACCUGUGCACGUACCUCCACAUGAUCUGGUCGGCGCCGUUCCAGAUCGCCGUGUCGCUGUACUUCCUGUGGCAGACCCUGGGGCCGUCCAUCCUGGCAGGGCUGGGCGUGAUGAUCCUCCUCAUCCCCAUCAAUGCUGUCAUGGCAAACAAAACCAAACAGCUCCAGGUGAAACAAAUGAAGGAAAAAGAUUCUCGCAUCAAACUGAUGAACGAGGUACUGAACGGCAUCAAGGUGCUGAAGCUGUAUGCCUGGGAGCUGUCCUUCAAGGAGAAAAUCGAGAAAAUCAGAUCCAAGGAGCUACAGAUCCUCCGAAACACUGCAUUCCUCAACGCUGGAGCAUCCUUCACAUGGGUCUGUGCACCUUUCCUGGUUUCCCUGACAACCUUUGCUGUGUAUGUGAUGGUUGAUGAGAGGAACAUUCUGGAUGCAGAGAAGGCCUUUGUGGCCCUCUCGCUUUUCAACAUCCUCCGCUUUCCCCUCAACAUGUUACCAAACCUCAUCACCAGUAUGGUCCAGGCCAGAGUUUCCUUACAACGUUUGGAAAAUUUCCUGGGUCACGAUGAGUUGGAUCCCAACAAUGUGGACAGACACGUCCUGAGAGGUCCUCCUAUUGCCAUUGAGGAUGGCACGUUCAGCUGGGGGAAGACAGAAGACCCCAUCCUCAAGGAUAUUAACUUUGCAGUGCCCGAUGGCUCACUGGUGGCAGUGGUUGGUCAGGUGGGAGCAGGAAAGUCGUCCCUUCUGUCUGCCCUGCUGGGAGAGAUGGAAAAACAACAUGGAUACGUCGCUGUCAGGGGGAGCACAGCAUAUGUUCCCCAGCAGGCGUGGAUCCAGAACGCUACCCUGAGGGACAACAUCCUGUUUGGCAAGCGUCUGAACAACUGCCACUACAAGGAAGUCUUGGAGGCCUGUGCCUUGGGUCCAGACUUGGAGAUGCUGCCUGGCGGUGAUCUAACAGAGAUCGGAGAGAAGGGUAUCAACCUGAGCGGUGGACAGAAGCAGCGGGUGAGCCUGGCCCGUGCCGUCUACAGCGACUCCAACAUCUACUACCUGGACGACCCUCUCAGCGCCGUGGACGCACACGUCGGGAAACAUAUCUUCGACAACGUCAUCGGACCUAAUGGCAUUCUGAAGGGAAAGACGAGACUGCUGGUGACCCACGGGAUCAGCUUCCUGCCUCAGUGUGACCAGAUCAUGGUGCUGGUGGACGGGCGCAUCUGGCUGCUGGGGACCUACACCGAGCUCAUGGAGCAGAACGAGGCAUUUGCCGAAUUCAUCCGCAACUACGGCAACUUCGAGGACGAGGAGGAAAACGAGGAAGGAGAUCCCACAGAGGACAUCGGUGUACUGGUGGACGAUGAUCUGUCCCUACCGGCACAGAAUGCAGAGGAGGAUAAUCCUGUCACCCAGGCCAGAAGGAUGUUACAAAGACAAAUGAGUCGAGACAGCCGUGUGCGAACAGUGAGCAUGAGAAGUGACACCUCGUUCUCAGAAAGAGGCAGCCAGCGCAGCUUACACCGCAGUCAUGAGGGGACACCGGAGAGCCCGUCCAAAACGCUUGACGGCAUCGCAAAACCCAUCCCGCUGAAACGCGUCCUCUCUCACGAGCAGAAGUGUCAGCUGCCCCAGAAGAAAGACACCAAGGAAGGAGACAAGCUUAUACAGAAGGAAGUGGCAGAAACUGGCAGGGUGAAAGCCUCAGUGUUUGUUGAGUACAUAAAAUCCGUGGGCAUCGUCUUGUCCGUCAUCAUCUGUCUGCUGUACUGUGCUCAAAACGCAGCGUCCAUCUACUCCAACAUUUGGCUGAGUGAGUGGAGCAACGAUCAGCCCAUCAACGGCACCCAGGACACCGCCAAGAGGGACCUCCGCCUCGGCGUGUACGGGGCCCUCGGAAUCGCACAAGGGGUUACUAUAGUGCUGGCAGCGUUCUGCUCUGCCUAUGGCGGGAUCCGAUCCUCCCUACACCUCCACAACAGGAGCCUCCUGAAUAUCCUGCACUCACCCAUGCAGUUUUUCGACGUGACCCCCAUGGGGCGCAUCAUAAACCGCUUCUCGCAGGACGUGAAUACCGUGGACGCGGUGAUCCCCAUGAUCAUCCGCAUGUGGCUCUCCUGCAUCUUCUGGGUCCUCAGCACCCUGUUUGUCAUCAGCUUUUCCACCCCCCUGUUCCUGACAAUUAUCGUGCCACUGGCCCUGCUGUAUUAUUUCAUACAGCGGUUUUACGUUGCGACGUCCCGUCAGUUGAAGAGAAUCGAGUCCAUCAGUCGUUCCCCCAUCUACUCUCACUUCGGUGAGACGGUACAGGGUACGAGCACCAUCCGUGCGUACGACCGCGAGCAACAGUUCUUCUUCCAGAACCAAGCCAAGGUCGAUGAGAACCAGGUGGCAUACUACCCCAUGAUUGUCUCCAACAGAUGGCUGGCCCUGAGGCUGGAGUUUGUUGGGAACUGCAUCGUUCUGUUCGCCGCCUUGUUUGCUGUGAUUGGUCGCGAGACCCUGAGCCCAGGAAUAGUGGGUCUGUCCAUCACAUAUGCCCUUCAGAUCACCCAGACCCUGAACUGGAUGGUGCGCAUGACCAGUGAACUGGAGACCAACAUUGUGGCAGUGGAGAGAAUCAAGGAAUACGCCGAAACACCAACAGAGGCUGAUUGGGUGGUGGAUGACCACAGGCCACCAGAUAACUGGCCCAGUGAGGGCAAGGUCAACUUCAAUGCUUACCAGACCCGCUACCGAGAGGGGCUCGACCUUGUCAUCAAGGGCAUCGAUGUCAGCAUCAGAGGGGGAGAGAAGAUUGGAAUUGUGGGUAGAACAGGAGCAGGGAAGUCGUCCCUGACCCUCGCCAUCUUCCGCAUCAUCGAGGCGGCGGGUGGAGACAUCGAGAUCGACGGGGUCAACAUCUCCAAGAUCGGCCUGCACGACCUGCGCGGCCGUAUCACCAUCAUUCCUCAGGACCCAGUGCUGUUCUCUGGCACCCUGAGGAUGAACCUUGACCCGUUUGAGAGCUGCUCUGACCAGGACAUCUGGGCAGCUCUGGAGCUGUCUCAUCUGAAGAACUUUGUCAUGGGGCUGGGGGCACAGCUGGAGCACGAGGUGUCCGAGGGAGGGGAGAACCUCAGUGUUGGUCAGAGGCAGCUGGUGUGCCUGGCCCGUGCCUUGCUGCGGAAGUCUAAGAUCCUGGUUCUGGACGAGGCCACAGCCGCCGUGGACCUGGAGACAGACGACCUGAUCCAGUCCACCAUCCGCACACAGUUUGCAGACUGCACCGUGCUGACCAUCGCACACAGGCUCAACACCAUCAUGGACAGCACAAGGGUGCUUGUUCUUGAUGCUGGGAGGAUAGCCGAGUUUGACACCCCCCAAGAUCUCAUUGCCUCACGGGGUAUCUUCUAUGGAAUGGCCAAAGAUGCAGGACUGGCUUCAUAAUUAGUGGUUUGGAAGCUAAUCCAUAUUUUAUGUAUCUAAAUACAGUAGUGUAUUACUAUUUGAAGUGAUGUGAUUUUUGUACUAGUAAGACUUGAGCACAAUUUCUGCCAAAAGUUGUUAACAUUUAGAGGUGUGAUAUACUUGUAUUAUGACAAAUGUUCUGAAGCCCAGGAGUUUCGAAAUAACUACAUGUACAGAUCUUUUGUCCUAAGAACAGAUGUUUUAUAUCUUAUAAAAGAUUAUUGUAGGGACGUUGUAUCGGCUUGCAGCAUUUCUAAGUAAGUUAUGGACCACAGCUUUUAGAGCAAAUACAUACUAGUAAGCGCUUUCCUUUUUGUGUGACUCAUCAUACGUGUAGAUUGAAGAAUUAGGUUUAUUUCAAUAUAUAAAUAUGCGUCACCACUUGAAGAAUGCAGUGAUUUGUGGAAAACUUUUACCACUUAUUGCCCACACAUGGAAAGGACAAAUCCACUGUUGAUGAUUGUACUCAGGGCCUGUGUAUAAUGGAGGCUUGAUUGUGUGUUGUGCCAUGCAAAAUGUUUAAAUUGUACCUCAUGAUCUUUUAAAUGUAAAUUGUACUUAACUUAAAUCAUAACAGUGCUGCUAUGAUUAAACCUGUACCUGUAGGCUGAGCAGGUGGUCUUUAGCAAAGUUAUUUAAGCAAAUGCUUUUGACGCAGUCAUUUACCUAUGCUGGUAUGCAAAGUAGUUUUCGUUUGUGCUGGUGGAAAUGUGCCAAAGUGUGUAUUAAGCUGUUGCAUAAUUCUUUAUCAUUAGGGCGUUAAAUUUAUGAAUCGUAAAAGUUAGAUUAGGAAAGUAUCAUUUCAUGUUUUGUUAAAUAUCAUGGUAUUUAUCAAGGGUGGAGAUGCUGUAUUGUAUUUUUAUUAGUUUCUUUUUCGCUAUCAUUCUACAACUGUAAUACAGGCAAAUGUACCAGAAAUGUGAUUUAGUGUUGAUUUCUAGUGAACAAAGUAGCUUCGACAUAAAUACUUUUUAAGUAGUGUCGACAGCAAGACUUUUUGAAGGUGCUUGUAUAUUUAGCAUUUUAAUGUUAGUUUGUUCUGUACAUGUGCAUUGCUAUUUUUUGAGCUAUGCAUCAUGCCAUGACCACUGGUGGCAAAUGAUUGUAAAGAAUCAUUAAAAAUGUUAUUUGCCGAAUAUACACGAAUUAAUUAUACAUCAAAAUGAACUAGAA
This is a messenger RNA of Branchiostoma belcheri (Belcher's lancelet), 5717 nucleotides long. RefSeq names its product multidrug resistance-associated protein 1-like. Bases 96 to 4523 code for a protein of 1475 amino acids. The record is from RefSeq and is a predicted model, not a curated record. Gene Ontology annotation, biological process: transmembrane transport. Gene Ontology annotation, molecular function: ATP hydrolysis activity; ATP binding; ABC-type transporter activity. The transcript has 29 exons. Gene Ontology annotation, cellular component: membrane. Lineage: Eukaryota; Metazoa; Chordata; Leptocardii; Amphioxiformes; Branchiostomatidae.